AAAUUGCAUUUUUCGACACAUAGCGAAGGCAAUGUCAAAAUCUUCUUCUCAAUCAACUGAAAAUGGAGACCGCUCGGUGAAUUUAUCUCACACAUUUAAGUACUUGCUAGCAACUCAAUUUUUAUCAAGGGGAAUACCAUUCAUAUUCAACUCUUGGAUCGUUCGGCACCUCACUGAAGAAGACUAUGCGUUGUAUGCUGUACAAUUUCACUUGUUCAUUACUUGUGUGCUUUUUCUUAGUCGAGAGGGCUUCAGGCGAGCAUGCAUGAGGGCCGACAUUUAUUGUGGCGGAUCACUGAGAGAAAAUGCAGCAAAACUGUUGAAAGUAGCAUGGAUGACCCUCCCUAUGGGAAUAAUUGUCACAUUUGUAGGAUGCCUUUUUGUUUUAUGGUGGCAAGAACUAAGUUAUUCUACUCAAUAUGCACAGGCUAUAUGGAUAAAUGGUUUUGCAUGUAUAUUGGAGCUACUAGCCGAACCCUUUUACAUCUUAUCUCAGAAUUUGCUUCUCCUUAAGUUGCGUUUGAUAGUUGAAAGUGCAGCUACCCUUUCACGUUGUAUAGCUACCUACAUGCUCAUUGUAAAGCUACCUGGCAUGGAGAAAGCAAUUGUAUUUGCCUUGUCGCAAGUCGCAUUUGGAGCGUGUGUGUUCUUUGGCUACUGGGGCUACUUUCUUCUUUUUCACAUGUAUAGCAGUUCUGAUCUCUUUCCUUUUGGUCAAUGCCUUUCUAGUGUAGGAAACGGAGGCAUUGAUGAGCAACUUUCAAAAAUGUGUAUGUUGUUUACCUUUCAGUCUUUCCGAAAGUUGCUUCUUCAAGAAGGAGAAAAGAUGGUUCUUGUGUGGUUGGACACACCAUAUAACCAAGCAGUAUAUGGGCUUGUAGACAAACUAGGCAGCUUAGUGGUUAGGCUGGUGUUUCUUCCAUUUGAAGAAAGUUCAUAUGCUACAUUUGCAAGGUCUGCAUCAGGUGAACACACACAGAAGCAAAAGAAACUGGGAAAAAGUUUAUCUGAGGCUUUGAAACUUGUUUUACUAAUAGGUUUGGUGGUCAUGGCCUUUGGCCCUAGCUAUUCCUACUCUCUCAUCAGAUUGCUGUAUGGUCGCAAGUGGAGUGAUGGAGAAGCUUCAACAGCUCUACGAUACUAUUGCCUCUACGUGAUUCUUUUGGCUAUGAAUGGAACAUCUGAAGCAUUUUUGCAUGCGGUCGCAGAUGAGAUUCAACUCAAGCGCUCAAAUGAUUCCUUGCUUGUGUUCUCAUUGAUUUACUUGGUGUUGAAUGUUUCUCUUAUACGUUCAGCUGGUGCAAUUGGGUUGAUUUUAGCAAAUUCUUUGAAUAUGGCUUUAAGGAUCACUUACUCAGCAGUAUUCAUCAGGAACUAUUUCCAGGGUUCAUCCUCAUUUUCCUUCGGUAGCUGCCUGCCCUCUGGUUGGACGUUUCUGCUUCUUUCUGGAGUAGUCACUCUAAUUUCAGAAAAGAUAUUUCUGGAUCGGGAUGACUUCUGGAAAACGUUUAGCGGUCACUUCUUAGUGGGAAUCACCAGUUUCAUGCUAGCAGCCUUUAUCAUCUAUCGUCGGGAGAGGAGCUUUAUCAACAAUAUCAUCCGUUUCCGGGAGCAUGCUGACUGAGAAGAAAAUCCAACUGCAGUCAAAGCAAGAACCUUAGUCAUCAGUUAUUUUAUGGACAGAAGAUGGCAUUUAGCUCCUUGAUGCAUAUCGGCAAUUGUUUGUUGCAUUUCAAAGUGAAAAUCAUAGUUUACUAGGUGUAUUCACUUGUCGGGUUUCCACAUCAAAUCCAAGUUGUCUUGGCAUCUCAGAACUGUAAUUGUUGAAAUUAUUAUUAUUUUUUUUUUGAAAGGAAUUGUUGUAAUCAAUUAUCUGAAUUUUCCAAUCGUAAAAGAAUGCGUACUUUCAGAUAAUGUUCAAUGAAGGAUGAGAAAUUAACUUUUUUACCUAUUAAAAGAUAACAAAAUUAUAAGCU
This is a messenger RNA of Nicotiana attenuata, 1976 nucleotides long. RefSeq names its product protein RFT1 homolog. The record is from RefSeq and is a predicted model, not a curated record. Bases 32 to 1624 code for a protein of 530 amino acids. Gene Ontology annotation, cellular component: endoplasmic reticulum membrane. Gene Ontology annotation, biological process: glycolipid translocation; dolichol-linked oligosaccharide biosynthetic process. NCBI's taxonomy places the organism in Eukaryota, Viridiplantae, Streptophyta, Magnoliopsida, Solanales, Solanaceae. The transcript is spliced from 16 exons.